AAAGCGAGGCGACAAAAUUGCGGGUCGAAGCUCCCAUUGAUCGGGAACGCCUCAGGUGGCAAGACACCAAAUAAGACCUGGUUGGGGUGCAGGUUAGCCGCACCACACAUUCGGUGCACGAUAGCACUUGUCUUCAUCACUCUCCUUCGGAUUCUGCAGAGCUUGCUUCUCUUCAAGCCUGGAAUCAAAUCUAGAUUCCCGUUUCCUCUCCAUCCAAGCAAUCCAAUCUCUCUCUCUACCUUUUUUUUUUUCCUAUGAUCCGGUUCUAAUCGGACCGGUCAAAGUCAGGAAUCAAUGAAAAAUUUGAGUUGAUUUUCCUGGUGCGAUUCUUUGCUCUCUGUUAGCCUACUGAAAAAAUACGGGGAAACAAGAGAGAUUGAAAUGUGGUUGUAGAGAAAAGGGAGCGGACGUCACUAAUUGACCCCUGAUGCCCUUAUUUCGUCAAUCGAGGGAUUUCCCUUGUUGCAAUUGUCACUAGGACUGAAAUUUUGGGGGCAGCACUGGUUGAGCUGAAAUUUGGAAUCAAUGGAUGCAGAUGGAGGGAGUGCCUCAGCGGUUGGUAUUGAAGGCCGACCAGUUUCCCUCCAUUCAGGGCAGCCAAGAGCUCUAUAUCAAUUUACACAGCAGAGUCUCCCAGCAUGUAAACCUGUAUUGACACCAGGAUGGGUUAUUGCCACGUUUUUGUUGAUCGGUGCCAUUUUUAUUCCUGUUGGUCUUGUUUCUCUCCAUGCCUCACAAAAUGUUGUAGAAAUUGUAGAACGUUAUGAUGCUGAAUGUAUACCAGAAAAGUACCAAAGCAACAAGGUUGCUUAUAUCAGAGAUAGCUCAAUUCCCAAAAACUGUACUCGGUACUUAAAGGUGCACAAACAUAUGAAAGCUCCGAUUUCCGUCUACUACCAACUUGAUAACUUCUAUCAGAACCACCGCCGGUAUGUCAAAAGCAGAAGCGAUCAGCAGCUCCUGCAUGGACUGAAGUACAAUGACACAAGUUCCUGUAAACCUGAACAAUUGAACAAUGGUCUCCCAAUUGUCCCUUGUGGGUUGAUAGCUUGGAGUUUGUUUAAUGACACAUUUAACUUUGUCCGAAGGUCAGAGGAAAUGAAAAUUAACAGGAAAAACAUUGCAUGGAAGAGUGACCGGGAUCACAAAUUUGGCAAGGAAGUGUAUCCCUUCAAUUUCCAGAAUGGGACUUUGAUUGGAGGUGGAAAGCUAGAUCCAAGGAUUCCUCUGAGCGAUCAAGAGGAUCUUAUUGUAUGGAUGCGUACUGCAGCACUCCCUAGCUUCCGAAAGUUAUAUGGAAGAAUUGAAGAGGAUAUAGAUGCAGAUGAUGUUAUUGUUGUUCACCUCAGUAACAACUACAACACGUACAGUUUUGGUGGGAAGAAAAAGCUUGUUCUUUCCACAUCCUCUUGGUUGGGAGGAAAGAAUAACUUCCUUGGGAUAGCAUACAUUUUUGUUGGUUCUUCCUGUAUAUUCACGUCAAUUGUCUUCAUGUUGCUUCAUGUGAAAAACCCGAGGUAAAACUUCAUAUGUCCAGUAUGAAUGAUUGAAUUCCUCCCUUAUUCGUCUUUUGUUGCAUGAAAUUUAAAUACCAUAAAGAAAGUGCUGUUGACUAAUGUAAAAGGAACUUUAUAGGAAUGAGGACUCCCCCUCACCAGUGCCUAAGUUCUUAUUAGGUUA
Vitis vinifera (wine grape) is the source of this 1680-nucleotide messenger RNA. RefSeq names its product putative ALA-interacting subunit 2. The coding region runs from base 526 to 1521 and encodes 331 amino acids. The record is from RefSeq and is a predicted model, not a curated record. Gene Ontology annotation, cellular component: Golgi apparatus; plasma membrane; endoplasmic reticulum. Lineage: Eukaryota; Viridiplantae; Streptophyta; Magnoliopsida; Vitales; Vitaceae. The transcript is spliced from 8 exons.